Xenopus laevis (African clawed frog) is the source of this 4584-nucleotide messenger RNA. RefSeq names its product neuroligin-4, X-linked (gene nlgn4x.S). The record is from RefSeq and is a predicted model, not a curated record. Gene Ontology annotation, cellular component: membrane; synapse; plasma membrane. Lineage: Eukaryota; Metazoa; Chordata; Amphibia; Anura; Pipidae. Gene Ontology annotation, molecular function: neurexin family protein binding. The transcript is spliced from 7 exons. Bases 650 to 3151 code for a protein of 833 amino acids. Gene Ontology annotation, biological process: synapse assembly.
UUCUCUUGCAGAUCCCUCUCUCCCUCUCUCUGUGUGUCUCUCUCUGUGUGUCUCUGUGUGUCUCUGUCUCAGCUCAGACAAUCACAGCUCUUCACUAGCAGAGGCUCCUCACACUGAUCCCAAUGAAUUUCAUGCUCAGACAAUACUCAGCUCUUUUCCUUUUUUUUCUCUCUCUGCCAUCGACACAUCGUGGUGUUUGUGGAGCUGACAUUCCUCUGGUCGGCAAGAGAUCGCCUUGGAUUGGAAACAAAAGCAGUUUAUUUGUAUGAAGCCAUAAAGGGAAUCGCUUGUAGGAAUUAGGAAUCUCCUUCAUUUGACUGCGCCGGGAGCCUGUGCUUUUCCCUGCGUCUCUGCAGCAGUAAAGGUUACCAAAAAAAAACAAUAUGAACUAAAAUUGAUGAAAUGGUGGAAAAACCAACAAGACCUGAAGAUCUUUGGAAUAUUCACAUAAAAAUUCCCUUUGUUAUUGUGGAAUGGGCUUUACUUCAUCUGUAGGUUGGUUCUCACAGAUGACGACUGCACAAAGGAGGCAAUAAUUGUUGUCCUUUAUUUAUUAUAUGGAUUAUUUUUACUCCACCUGAUUUCUUUUUUAUUUGCCUUUGUACUCUCAGCGUGGGAGAUAAAACCUUUGCUGAUGUUGAUGUAAACAAUGUCGAGACCAAGCGGAUUAUUAUGGUUGCCUUUGAUCUUCACUCCAGUCUGUGUUGUGGUAAAUUCAAACUUGCUACUAUGGAUAGCGGCACUUGCUGUACGAUUUACAAUAAUCGACUGCCAAGCACAGUAUCCAAUUGUACCUACAAACUAUGGGAAAAUACGAGGCACAAGAACACCAUUACCCAUUGAGAUUCUUGGCCCUGUCGAGCAAUAUUUGGGAGUGCCCUAUGCCUCACCACCAACUGGAGAGAGACGCUUUCAACCUCCAGAGCCCCCCUCAUCCUGGACUGGUAUUAAGAAUGCAACUCAGUUUGCUCCAGUUUGCCCCCAGUUUCUGGAUGAAAGAUCUUUGCUGAACGAUAUGCUGCCAAUAUGGUUUACUGCCAAUUUGGAUACCGUUGUUUCAUAUGUGCAAGAUCAGAAUGAAGACUGUCUGUAUUUAAAUAUUUAUGUGCCAACAGAGGAUGGAGCCACUACAAAGAAACAAGCUGAUGAUAUAGCCAAUAAUGAUCGUGGGGAAGAUGAAGAUAUUCAUGAUCCAAACAAUAGGAAACCAGUCAUGGUUUACAUUCAUGGAGGUUCCUAUAUGGAGGGUACGGGAAACAUGAUCGAUGGAAGUAUACUCGCAAGUCAUGGAAAUGUCAUUGUUAUUACUGUUAAUUACAGGCUAGGAGUUUUAGGUUUUCUGAGUACCGGGGAUCAAGCUGCAAAAGGAAACUAUGGGUUACUGGACCAAAUACAAGCGUUGCGGUGGAUUGAGGAAAACAUUGGAGCAUUUGGAGGCGACCCGAAACGAGUAACUAUAUUUGGCUCAGGGGCCGGGGCAUCCUGUGUAAGCCUACUGACAUUAUCCCACUAUUCUGAAGGUUUGUUCCAAAAAGCAAUCAUACAAAGUGGAACAGCCUUAUCCAGCUGGGCAGUGAACUACCAGCCUGCCAAGUAUACUAGGAUAUUGGCAGAUAAAGUGGGCUGUGACAUGCUGGAUACUAUUGACUUGGUUGAAUGUCUUCGGGAUAAGAACUACAAAGAACUCAUUCAGCAGUCUAUCACGCCAGCUACGUACCACAUUGCCUUUGGACCAGUCAUCGAUGGUGAUGUAAUUCCAGAUGACCCUCAGAUUCUCAUGGAACAAGGGGAGUUCCUAAAUUAUGAUAUUAUGCUUGGAGUUAAUCAAGGGGAAGGCUUAAAAUUUGUUGAUGGAAUGGUAGAUAACGAAGACGGAGUUUCUUUAAGUGACUUUGACUUUUCAGUCUCCAACUUUGUAGACAAUUUGUAUGGUUAUCCUGAAGGAAAAGAUACACUCAGAGAAACUAUUAAAUUUAUGUAUACUGAUUGGGCAGAUAAGGAAAAUCCUGAAACCCGAAGGAAGACUUUGGUUGCUCUUUUUACUGACCACCAGUGGGUAGCUCCUGCAGUGGCAACUGCUGAUCUACAUGCUCGAUAUGGUUCUCCUACAUAUUUCUAUGCAUUUUAUCACCAUUGCCAAAGUGAAAUGAAACCAACAUGGGCUGAUUCUGCUCAUGGUGAUGAAGUCCCUUAUGUGUUUGGAAUUCCAAUGAUUGGGCCCACUGAACUGUUUAAUUGCAAUUUCUCAAAGAAUGAUGUCAUGCUCAGCGCAGUUGUUAUGACAUAUUGGACUAACUUUGCCAAGACUGGAGAUCCAAAUAAGCCAGUCCCUCAAGAUACAAAGUUCAUCCAUACAAAGCCAAAUAGAUUUGAAGAAGUUGCUUGGUCAAAAUAUGAUCCAAAGGACCAAUUCUAUUUGCACAUUGGCUUGAAGCCCAGGGUAAGAGACCAUUAUAGAGCAACCAAGGUGGCUUUCUGGCUAGAGCUUGUACCACAUUUACACAACCUCAACGAAAUAUUCCAGUAUGUCUCAACAACCACAAAAGUACCUCCACCAGACAUGACAUCAUAUCCCCAUGUUACAAGACGCCCACCUUUAAAACCAAGGAUUACAACAAAACGUCCUGCCAUGACACCAGCAAACAAUCCUAAGGAAACCCAAAAGAAUGUAUUGGGUGAAAAUACUAUUAUUACAGAAGACAAAAGGGAUUAUUCCACAGAACUUAGUGUUACAAUAGCUGUAGGGGCAUCACUGUUGUUUCUGAAUAUAUUGGCUUUUGCUGCUUUAUACUACAAAAAGGAUAAGAGACGUCAUGAAACUCAUCGACGACCUAGCCCUCAGAGGAAUACAACAAAUGAUAUAGCUCACAUACAAAAUGAAGAGAUAAUGUCGUUACAGAUGAAACAACUGGAACAUGAUCAUGAAUGUGAAGCUCUCCAGGCACAUGAUACUCUGCGGCUAACCUGUCCACCUGACUACACUCUUACACUGAGGAGGUCUCCUGAUGACAUUCCCCUCAUGACUCCAAACACUAUAACAAUGAUUCCAAACACAUUAACAGGAAUGCAACCACUGCAUACCUUUAACACAUUUAGUGGAGGCCAAAAUAGUACUAAUUUACCCCAUGGGCAUUCCACCACUCGGGUAUAGCUUUGUCACUUUUUUCAACCGCUUGAAGAAAACAAAAACAAACAGAAAACUUAUGACAUAGAAAGGAAGGGAUUAUUUUCUUAUUCAUUCCGUCCAGUGGAUCAAAUGUUCAUAAAGAUCAACCCUUGAAAGACGUGAAAAGUGUAAAUUGCCAAUGAAUUUAUUCAUGCUUGACAAUAUUUAAUAAGACAAACAUUCUAAACAGCCUCCUAAAAUGAAUGUUUCCUUUAUAAUAUAUGGUUAGACAUAUUAUUCUGAAGCAGAACAUGUUUCUUUACUGCUUUGUUUUUGUUUUCUAAUUUCUCUAUUGUGCCAUAAAUGAAUGGACAUUGGUCUAAUAAAUUCACAUAUUGAGCUUUUAUGAAGCUGUAAUUCAUAAUGAAAAUUAUAUUUAAAAAAAGAGGAGCGGCUAUGCAGAGAAAAUGUAUAGUUUUGGCAAUGAAGGUAUAUGCCAACAUGAACUGUAUUUAAAGGAAUUCAUAUUUGUAUAAAAUGUAAAUAGAUGUGAGUUUAAGGGGAAAUAUCUUUUAUUGUUGGUUUUAAGUUUAAAAAGAACUUUUAGAAAGAUUGCGUUUUAGUUGUUACCUAUCUGUAUAUACAUUGUUAAUAUCCAUCUCUGUUGCCUCCAGAACAAGAAAAAGAAUUCUUCUUGAUAAAGAAGAAAUACGUUUUGGAAUUUUAUAACCUAUUUCAUUUGUAGUAAACAAUGCAAGUUCAACUGAUGAUGACAUUUUGGUUAUAAUAACUGGAAUAAAAAACAACGCCCAUUUGAGGUUAUACAAAUGCAUGUAUAAUUUUACCUGAAUAACUGAUUCUUAUUUCCUUUCAGCAACAUUUUCUCUUUUUUCUCUUUUAUUUUAUAAAGAUAUUGUCAUACCUGAAAACAUUUAGAAAUGACAAUAAUAAAGUUAAAAUACUUUAUGUUUUUGUACGUUUCCAAUGACUGUUUUCCCACUUAGCUCUAGGCAUAAACUAUUUGAUAGUAAUAUUGCCUUUGAGUCAUAAAAAUGUCUCAAAUGUAUAGUCAUUUGUUGAGCCAGAGCAGCAUUGCUGUUUAAAUAAUACAAAAUGUUAGAACUCAUAUUCAGAAUUCUACUUUAAAAACAUCAAACCACACCUGCCUAGUUUGGCUUGGUUUAUGUGAACUAGGAGACUACAUCCAGUGUCCAAUGUUUGUCAUAUAAAUGUGAGUCUAUUUUUUUAAUCAUUUAUAUAUCUGUCACAUACUUAAUGCACAUUAUGGAAAGAUACAAAAGAAAGAUCACCAAAUGAUUUUCAAAUAAAUCUUAAACAUUUAAUUGGACAAACAUAAUUUUCCUCUCCAAUUAUUCUAAUCCAUAAAGUUUGCUUAAUGUCAAGAGAAGAAAAAGCUGUACUUUCUGCAAGUGAUUUUGUUAUUGAACAUAUGAUUACAUAUUUUAAUAAAAAUUGUU